Messenger RNA from Arachis duranensis, 972 nucleotides. RefSeq lists its product as uncharacterized. Lineage: Eukaryota; Viridiplantae; Streptophyta; Magnoliopsida; Fabales; Fabaceae. The record is from RefSeq and is a predicted model, not a curated record. The coding region runs from base 1 to 753 and encodes 250 amino acids. The transcript is spliced from 5 exons.
AUGGAAACCGUAUGGAGGAAGUUGGAGGCGGCUCGCAGAGUAAAAAUCACUCCCUAUGCUCUCCUCUCAUCUCCUCCCACAGUUUCUCAAGUGCUCAACAAUGGAGCUCCUGGAGGAAGAGCCUGCGCCGUUAGCAAUGCCUCGUCUCUGCCACUCCUUCGCACUGGCAUCUACCAGCGCCGUCCUCUUCUGCGUCGCCGUUCGUGUUCGUCAUCUCCUCUACGUCGUCGUCGGUUCCUGCUCCGUCAUCCACGGUGUUGCUCCUCUGCGUCAUCGCCGCUCGUGCUCGUCUGCCAUCGCAUCCUCUGCGUCGCCGUUCCUGCUCGUGCUGCUCCUCUGCUUCUGCUACCCUGGUCCCUGGUCCUCUGUCUCUGCUACCCUGGUUCAUUUCGGCCGUUCUCCUUCCUCCACGGUGGUUCAUCUCUGCUGCUCGUCCCUUGGUUGCUGGUUUUUUAUCUGCUGAUGGACCCUUGUCCCAUUAUUUCAUAUAUGCAAGACAUUAAUUACUAUCUACUGGACCACUGCAAGAUUGGAUAUCUAAACCAGAAGAUUUUAUGCAAAUCAGAGCAGAGGUCUUUACUCCCUUUGUUAGAUCAUCCAGAGAAAGCUGAGCUUGAGUCAGUACCUGACUGCUCAGAUUCAACUGUCAAAACUAAACUCCAGUGCAUCAUGCUAAUCCAAACUGAUCUUUGGAUCUUGCUCCUGAACGUGCCUUUGCUGAUGUUGUUCUUUGCAAUUUGGUUCUCCAUCUGAUGAUCAUAAACUUUCUCAGUUAAAUUGAGUUUAUUUGCCUCCAAUUGAACCCCAAGGCUUAAAAUGAAAAGUAGAAUACAAGAAUCUUGCUUUUGUUAUAGUAUUUGUAGACUCAAUGACAUUAUGAGUUCUUGUUUAAAUAUAUUUCCGUCUUUGGAUUCUGAAUGUACAUAGGUUUGUUUUCCUCCUCAUUUAAAUGGAAUAAGGGUUAUUGGGUUA